Messenger RNA from Pyricularia oryzae 70-15, 726 nucleotides. RefSeq lists its product as uncharacterized. NCBI's taxonomy places the organism in Eukaryota, Fungi, Ascomycota, Sordariomycetes, Magnaporthales, Pyriculariaceae. The transcript has 4 exons. The record is from RefSeq and is a predicted model, not a curated record. Gene Ontology annotation, molecular function: peroxidase activity. The coding region runs from base 1 to 726 and encodes 241 amino acids.
AUGCUCGUCCGAACCUUUGUCGCUGUUCUGCUGCCUGUGCAAGCACUUGGAUUGGUAGUCCCUAGAGACGACCACCAGUGGCAAGCACCCGGGCCAAACGAUCGCCGCAGCCCCUGCCCCUUUCUCAACACGGCAUCCAACCACGGCUUCCUCCCCCGCGACGGCUUCAACGUUUCGCACCAGCAAAUCUUUGACGGCUUCAAGGAAGCCCUCAACUUUGACUCGUCGGCGCUGCUCGCGGCCGUCACCCUGGGGCAGACGACGUCGACGACGGGGCACCCCAGCACCAUGCACAUGGACGACCUCAACGUGCACAACGUCUUUGAGCACGACGCCAGCCUGAGCCGCAACGAUACAUACUUUGGCCCCGCCAUCAAGUUCGAAAAGUCCAUCUGGGCCCAGACCCUCACGCACUUCCCGGACCCCUACAUCUCGCUGUCGCAGGCCAAGGCCGCCCUGGAGGCCCGCAUCGCCGAGUCCAAGGCCACCAACCCGCAGCACGUCUUUGGCGUGCUGGCGCAGUCCAUCGUGGACAUCGAGACGGCGACCUAUACGUUUGGCACCGGCGGGGGUGUCAAUGGCGGCGCGAACCGGGAGUGGUUGAAGGUUAUUUUUCAGGAGGAGCGGUUCCCAUACGAGCUUGGUUUCCACAAGUUUGAGCAGGUGGCCACGGGAGAAAUGGUGGACCAGUUUAUCGCAAACCUCAAGGCUGCGCCGCCGGUGUAA